UACUUCUGUAUGCACUUGUGGCGUUUAUUCUGGUUUCACGAGUGCAUUUAACUUUGUUUUGGCAUUGAGCUCAUCUUCGCUGCAUACAAUAUUACAGUGCGCGUAUACAACACGAUACAAUACACACAAUACACAAUACUCACAUUUACAUUUGCUACGAGACCGGCAGAUCAAAUCACAAUGACCACGCCAGUUGUUGACGUUCACACACACGUAUAUCCGCCUGCCUAUAUGGACCUCCUCCGCUCGCGGAGCUCUGUACCCUACGUGCGCACAUUCCCACCAGACACAUCAUCAUCACGGCUGAUCAUUCUACCGGGCGAAGACGAUCCGUCGCGGCCCUCGACGGCGCGCGGACGUCCUGUCGGCCCCGCCUACUACGAUAUCAAGGAGAAGAUCGCAUUCAUGGACGCCCAUAAGAUUGACAUAUCCGUCAUAUCGCUCGCGAACCCAUGGCUGGACUUUCUAAGCGCGGACGAGGCUGGGCCUGCCGCGCAGCGCAUCAACGAUGACAUGAAUGCCGUCUGUGCGCAGAAUGCUCCCGGACGACUAUAUGCGUUUGGAGCAUUGCCGUUAUCCGCGUCCACUGAGGUCGUCGUGGCGGAGAUUGCCCGGCUCAAGCAACUGCCAUAUAUGCGGGGAAUCAUCAUGGGGACAUCGGGGCUUGGCUCGGGCCUAGACGACCCCGCGCUGGAUCCCAUCUAUGCUGCGCUCCAGGCGCAGCGACUGCUGGUCUUCUUGCACCCGCAUUACGGCCUGCCCGUGUCAGUAUACGGCCCUCGCGCAGGCGACUAUGGGCACGUCUUGCCGCUGGCAUUGGGCUUUCCGCUCGAGACGACCGUCGCCGUGACCCGGAUGCUCCUGAGCGGCGUGUGGGAUAGGUUUCCCGAUCUCCAGGUCCUUCUUGCGCAUAGCGGUGGAACGCUGCCGUUCCUCGCGGGCCGGAUUGAGAGCUGCAUUGCGCAUGAUGCGCAUCUGAUGAAGAAGCAGGCAAACAGCGGAGAUGCGAACAAAGCUCCCCGCCGCCGCCGCAGCGUGUGGGAUGUGCUCAGCAAGAAUGUUUACCUUGAUGCGGUCGUGUAUUCCGAGAUAGGCCUGCGAGCGGCGAUUGAGGCUUCGGGCGCCGACAGAGUCAUGUUUGGCACUGACCACCCUUUCUUCCCACCGCUGGAAGAAGGCGAGACGGAGUGGUUGAGCGUGCGCACAAACUACCAAGCAAUUCACGCAGCUGUUGGUCGUGAGCAGGACCUCGCAGAGGGCGUGCUAGGCGGGAAUGCCAUCCGGGUUCUUGGAUUGAAGCACGCGUAAUUGACGAAGAGUAUCAUUCGAUCGAUAAUUCCUUACGUUUCAUUUACGUUUGUGUUAUGGCUCUUACGGAGUGGGUUCAAGAGCGACCCGUUU
Molecule: messenger RNA, 1401 nt
Organism: Xylona heveae TC161
Lineage: Eukaryota; Fungi; Ascomycota; Xylonomycetes; Xylonales; Xylonaceae
Product: uracil-5-carboxylate decarboxylase
Exons: 1
Coding region: 181-1308 (375 amino acids)
Biological process (GO): secondary metabolic process
Cellular component (GO): cytosol; cytoplasm
Molecular function (GO): hydrolase activity; carboxy-lyase activity
Source: RefSeq, a predicted model, not a curated record